Setaria italica (foxtail millet) is the source of this 3175-nucleotide messenger RNA. RefSeq lists its product as uncharacterized. Gene Ontology annotation, molecular function: protein binding. The transcript has 10 exons. The record is from RefSeq and is a predicted model, not a curated record. Gene Ontology annotation, biological process: response to endoplasmic reticulum stress. The coding region runs from base 669 to 2945 and encodes 758 amino acids. Lineage: Eukaryota; Viridiplantae; Streptophyta; Magnoliopsida; Poales; Poaceae.
UAUUCUUGUACAGCUCAUUUGGUUCCUGCAGUAAUUUUACCCUGCAGCCCCACAAGAAAAAAAAACUUAUCUUGUGGGAGGACUGGGAAAUUGUACUGAUCCCGUCUAGUACUCAGGCAUUGAUUCAACUGAUUUUGGUACUCCAAUCCAUCUCCAACAAAUGCAACCGUAUCUCUUUCUUGACUCCACCUCUGUUUCUUGCUUUAUCUCCAUGUGCAAGUUUAUUACUGCCCUGAGGCCCUGACCAUGUAAUGUCCAUAUUUCACAUGGUUAAGCUUCAGUCGACAUUAUUAUAACUAAAUGGUGCAAAGUUGGCUGAGAGGAUGUGAUGAUCUUGAUAUGAAAAAUCAUCUAAGAAAAGGGCUAGCUCACUUUGCUACGCUUUUGUUAAAACACACACACAUGCGUUGGUAUGCUGAUGUACCUAACUCUGUUGCCUUCUUGUUUUGUUGUCAAUCAGAAAUAAGUCUGCAAAUAUACUGUGCAGCAACUGAGAAUCUACUUCAACUUUAGUGGACAACAAGCUUAGCCAUUGAUUUGAUAACACCAAACUGUAGUAAUUGUAACUCUAGUACUCUACUUUGCUCUGUCCUUUCAUCAUCUUUAAAAAAUUACAGUUUCCGGUAGUUCCCAAAUAAUAUUACCUUUUCUUGCCUCAUGCAUCAAGCAUGCAAACACCGAAGAUACAGAGAAGAGUGCACCCUAUUUAUCUGACCCUUUUGUUUCUCAUCUUGCUAGCAUCAGUUACAAUGGUGAAGAGCAAAUCCUCGUGGAGCCAGGUUGUGAAAAGCACCAGGCCAACAAACCUGUCCAUUUCCGAAAGACACCUCCAAGCACAAGAUGUUGGAGCUGUGAUAUUUGGUUGCACAAACAAUACAAUUGCAGAGUGUCACUCACGGCAACUUUUCGGCCUGCCAAGAGCACAUAUCUCCUAUGUACGAAACAUUAAGGAAGGACUACCCCUCUUCCUAUUCAAUUAUGAUGAUCGCAAAUUGUAUGGUAUCUAUGAAGCUGCAGGCAAUGGUAAGUUCUGUCCUGAAUCAAAUGCAUGGUCAAAUGAUGGCCACGGAAAGACAAGCUAUCCUGCCCAGGUUGCAAUGCGGGUAAGAGUGUGGUGUUUCCCUCUAGCAGAGAAUCAGUUCAGAAAUGCUAUUGUAGCCAACUACUAUCAGAACACGCCCAGUGUCCCUGGCCAGAAGCUUCAUUAUUUCCAGUUUGAAUUGGAUCAUGCUCAAACACGUGUUUUGAUGGAUAUGUUUACUCCAUCUCCUCCUCCCAACAAUUUCUGGAUGCCCCCUGUUGCAGCACCGGCUGAUGAGCAUGUGAGAGAACUAGUAUCAUCACCUGUAUGGGCACCAAAGCAUGAGGGGAAGGUCAAAUCAGAAAGGGUUGUGAAGUCAUAUGCAGAUAUGGUAAAGAAGAAUAAAUUUGAGGAAGUUGGGAAAGGAGAUGUGGAUGCGGAACAUGCAAGCUCAGGUGAUGAAUCUUCUAAUGGUUUUGAUGAUCUGGAUUGUGGGGACAAACCACCAGAGAGGGAGGGGUAUGAACUAUCAGAUCAGGCGGUUGAAAUGAAACAGCAACAACAUUCUGAUAAGCAGGGAAAAGUGCUUAGCUUCAACCGGGUGUUAGAAGGGCAUGCAGCUUUGCCUGCGCAGCAGUGGAAUCCUUAUCUGUAUGCCAAUGCUACUGAUACUGAAGACAAGGAUGCAUAUAGCUGUAAGUAUGCCCAAGAGGACAAAUGCGCAAUUCUGGAUGGACACUCUAAUUUUCCAGAAACCUUAGAUGCUGAAGUUAAUCAGCUCUCCCUGGGGCAUUCUAAUUUGCUGGUGCAAUUAUUAGGCUCUGAAUCAUGUGCAGAAGCCAAGCUGAUAGAUGUAGUUAAAGAGUUAUCUGGGCGCAUAGAGAUGAUGGAGAAGAAGCAGGCUUGGUCCAACAAAGAAGUCCAACACUUACAAGGGGUGAAUGAGAGGUUACUGAAAAGAAUUGUGGAACUAAAGGGCACAGUGAGGACACUGAAUUCAAAAAUAGACCCUUUAACCCUGGAUGAUUCACUUAACCAGUUUGUUGAACAAUGUUUGGGCUCAGAAGAUGUCAUUUAUCUAGUUGGUGGUUUUGAUGGCUUCUCAUUUUUGCCAUCACUAGACUCCUUUUCCCCUUCACUGGACAUACUAACACCUCUCAAAUCAAUGGCUGUUGGGAAGUCAUAUGCCUCUACUGUUGCAUUAAAUGGCAAGAUAUUUGUUCUUGGUGGUGGUGAUGGUUCUUGCUGGUUUGAUACAGUUGACUGUUAUGACCGAAGCCGUGAUGACUGGAUCACGUGCCCAUCAUUGACUCGUGAGAAGGGGAGCCUUGCUGGGGUUAGUGUUAAUGGGAGGAUCUAUGCAUUCGGUGGUGGAGAUGGAAGUCAAUGUUUCUCUGACGUUGAAAUAUUUGAUCCUACUCACGGAAAGUGGAUAAAGAAUCAACCUAUGCUGGAAAAGCGUUUUGCUCUAGCUGGUGUAGCACUCAAUGGUGCGAUUUAUGCAGUUGGUGGCUUCAACGGUGUUCAGUAUCUGAGCUCUGCAGAGAGGCUUGAUCCUCGGGAGCCUAACUGGAAAAUGCUCCCAAUGAUGAGUGCAGGAAGGGGCUGUCAUACACUUGCAGUGCUUAACGAGAAGAUAUUCUCAAUUGGUGGUUAUGAUACUGGGGCUAAAGCAAUGGUAGCUACCGUCGAGGUGUACGAGCCAAGGAUGCCUUCAUGGGUGAUGGUUGAACCCAUGAACUGCACCAGAGGAUACCAUUCUUCAGCUGUGCUUGGUGGGUCGAUAUUCACAUUUGGCGGGGUGAAAGCUGAAGCAGAUACAAUCUUGGAUGUGGUGGAGCGGUACAAGGAAGGUUGUGGGUGGGUGACAACUGGUCUGAAGUCAAUUGGCAGGAGAUGCUACUGCUCCGCCAUUGUUCUCUGAUGACUGUGCAUGUAGAACAAUACUGACAUGGUGAAUGAAUUGACGUAGCUUCUGACAAUCAAGUGAGCAGGAAACUGUUAAAGAAGUCUCUUCCUCCAGCUGAUCAAGUGUAAAACGUUGAGUUGUUUUGUGUGGUCUGGAUGGAUGAUUUGAAUCUAAGACUCGGACUAUCGAUUCCAUAUCUCAACACAAUUAUAGCAAAUCUUUUGAAUUUUAUACAUGCAUGACAA